Messenger RNA from Kluyveromyces lactis, 645 nucleotides. It is a transcript of the gene POP5, whose product is annotated as RNA-binding protein POP5. Gene Ontology annotation, biological process: tRNA 5'-leader removal. Lineage: Eukaryota; Fungi; Ascomycota; Saccharomycetes; Saccharomycetales; Saccharomycetaceae. The transcript has a single exon. Gene Ontology annotation, cellular component: ribonuclease P complex. Bases 1 to 645 code for a protein of 214 amino acids. The record is from RefSeq and is a predicted model, not a curated record.
AUGCUUCACAUUACAAGAUUUAGAGUUAUGAUGGAGAUCAACUGUGAAGGAAUCAAGAUUUUGAUAAAGGACGGUUGUGCAACAACGUUUAUUCGGGGGUUUCAUCCUACUAUUAAUAAAACUUGCUGUCAUAAUAGGCAAAAUAGAAGAAAUCCAAUGGUUCGUUUAAAGAGCAGAUACAUUCUUUUCGAAGUACUAUAUCCAGAUGUAGAUGAUGAGUACGAAACAGUGCCAGAUAUAACCAAGAAGGACAUUUUAACCACGCAUCACAAAGUAUCACCAAAUACUAUCAGUCCGAGAAAUAUUUUGCAGGAACUACGAAAACAAUUACAGGUGAAUUUCGGGGACUAUGGCUUGGGAAAGGCUACGGCUUUGUUACAGAUCAAAUACUUUUCGAAUAGAACAUCAACCGGUAUAAUACGAUGUGGCCAUGAUGACCAUCAGUACGUAAUAAUGGCACUUGCUUUGAUGAACCAGAUUGAAUCUGUUGGGCCCAUCAUAAUGAAUCCAAUAAAAGUUAGCGGAACUAUUAAAAAAGUUGAGUUAUUUGCUAUCAGAAGAAGUCACCGUUUGAACCGAAUACUUCUGACAGAUGAUAGGAAUGAUGAGUUUUCUUCAAUCACUGACGAUGAAAAUAAUGACUGA